This is a messenger RNA of Symbiodinium pilosum, 207 nucleotides long. The record is from the annotation of a GenBank genome assembly. NCBI's taxonomy places the organism in Eukaryota, Dinophyceae, Suessiales, Symbiodiniaceae.
GCUGUUGUUGCUCGGCCUGAGGGUUACGAUUCCAUGGGCUGGCUGAAGGGAGACACUGCGGAGCUCUUCUUUGAUCGAAGCCAGUUGCACCCACGGGGCAUGGACAAGGACAAGUUUGCUAAUGAGCUGCCUGUGCCGGUCAGCGUGACUGGGAAGCGCGUGCAACCCCUGGAUCACAGUCCUGUAGCCAUGCCAGAGGUGCCACAG